Messenger RNA from Papilio polytes (common Mormon), 726 nucleotides. Its product is annotated as cuticle protein 19-like. The transcript has 4 exons. The record is from RefSeq and is a predicted model, not a curated record. The coding region runs from base 87 to 599 and encodes 170 amino acids. Lineage: Eukaryota; Metazoa; Arthropoda; Insecta; Lepidoptera; Papilionidae. Gene Ontology annotation, cellular component: extracellular matrix.
AUGUGAACCCCCUAUUGUAGUACUCAGGGUUUAGACACAAAGUAAGCCAGUCGUAUCUUAAGAUCCUAUUUAAUUUUUGUGCUAUAAUGUGGAGAUAUCAAUGUUUGCUUUUAGUGAUAUUGCAAGUUGUAUUUGCUAGACCGAAGAUAAAUUUAGGCUUCGAACAUGGCUAUAAUGAUUAUUACGAACGUCCACGAUAUGCUUUUACAUAUGGAGUCGCGGACCAUUCGACGGGCGAUGUGAAGUCACAACAUGAAAGUCGAGAUGGAGAUGUUGUCAAGGGACAAUAUUCUUUAGUGGAGCCAGACGGUUCUAUACGCACAGUGGACUAUACAGCGGACCCUGUGCACGGCUUCAACGCUGUGGUAUCCAAAAUAGGGCCGAGUGUGCACGCAGCGCCGGUUACACCGAUCCCUCCAGUUCCGGUUCAACCCAUUAUAGGCGUUUUACCCAAACCAGUGCAAGUUGUGCCUAAGCAAAUCAUAUAUGCAUCUCCAGCACCAUACGCUUUUCCCAAGGUCGAGGGGCCGCACUAUCCAGAAUAUGACGAAUUUGUACUCGACGGACCGUAUCAAUUGUCAUCUAAGAAUUUUUAUUAGGUUCCCAUAUUCAUGUUACAUAUUGUUAUAAUGAAAAAAGGUAUUGUUAGAUGGUUACGUGUGAACGACGUAAUGCUUUUUUAAUAAGAAUUGAGAAUGCUCUAUUAAAUCAACUUUGUUGUUAAUU